AUGGAUCACAUAGAGACAAUGGUAUUCAACUAUGAAACCACCAAUCGAUCUGAUUUCCGGCAUAUACAACAGUCAACAGAAAUCAUUGAUGAAGUAAAGCCGAGUAAAGGUCCUAAACAUAGUAAAAUUAGAGAAUUGCAAAAGGCGUCGGAGCGGGAGGAAGGUUCGCAGGCAUCGGUAAAAAAGACGAAGAAGUUGGAUAGGGAGCUGGAGCGAGCGCGUCGGGCUCGGCCGCGCCUCGUCAUUGCGCCUGCCGUCAGCAUCGACGACAUUGAGGACCCACGCGUGCGUCGGAUCCUUAUAGAGGAUGUUUACAAAAGCAACGCCCAGCGCUCGUACGACCAGCCUACGAGUAGCAUCGCUAGAGGGCCCCUACCUUCGGGAUACACUCGCAAUGAUCCCUUGUCUCUGCCAAAGUUGGCGCCGCCCUACGUUGCGCCGGAAUGGCGUUCGGAUUGCGUGCAGUGGGACAGGAGGCAGCUACGCGCCCACUGCGACUCCACGAAGGUGUUUUGGCGAUCUCACCACCGCCGG
This is a messenger RNA of Iphiclides podalirius (scarce swallowtail), 534 nucleotides long. The record is from the annotation of a GenBank genome assembly. Lineage: Eukaryota; Metazoa; Arthropoda; Insecta; Lepidoptera; Papilionidae.